AUGACACCCUGCUUAUAUUUUCUUGGCAAAGUCAUUCUUCCACCACCAGUGGAAGCAGAGCCUCCAGCGCUCCCGGUGGAGCCCCAGCGCGGAUGGCGGCGGCCCGCGGCCCCGGGACGGUGGCUGGUGAGGCAACUGAGCCGUGGAAGCCGGGGACCCCCGGGGUUCUGCGGGACACAGCGGCAGCCAAUCCGGCGCCGCCCGCGAGGCCCCCCAGCCCGCGCUCCUCCGAGAGCCCCGAGCCCCGCCACCCGUGGAUCCCGGCGCCCGCGGAGCUGCCGCGAAGAUGGAUUUGCCAUUCGUCCCGACCACACUGGUGGGCGCCAUCGCCACGCUGGCCGCGGCCGCCCUCGUGCUGCUCCUCGUGAAAUGCCUGAGCUCCGCCAGGCGGCGCCCUGCGCCCGGGGCUCCCGCCGCGCCCGGCGCCGGCCCGGCCGCUGUCACCGCGGCCGCCCACCGCGGGACGGCCCCGCCGGGCGCGGGAGGCGCGGGAGGCGCGCGGGGACCGGCGGCGGGCCAGGCGCAGGCGGAACAGGAAGGCCGGGCGUGGUGAGUGUGAGGUGCCCGGGUCACCGCGGGGAGGGCGAGGCUGCACCCCGCCCGGGCCAGGCUCAGCAGGCGCGGGGCCCGCCGGGCACACCGGGCGACCACCGCACACACCCGGCCACGCCGGGCGACCACCGCACACACCCGGCCACGCCGGGCGACCACCGCACAGACCCGGCCACACCCCUCCCCUCACAGACCCGGGCACACCCGUCACCGCACAGACCCGGCCACACCCGUCACCGCACAGACCCGGCCACACCCCUCCCCUCACAGACCCGGCCACACCCGUCACCGCACAGAGCCCGGCGCGGCGGCGGCAGGACGCGCCAUCCGCGGAGCGCGCCGCGCCGCACGGGCCCCGUGGGGCGGCGAGGCCGGCGGGUGUGCGCGGACUGCGGGCGGCUCGCGGUGGCCGAGAGGCGGCGCCGGGUGGCCAGCGCGAAGGCUCGGGGCGGGCGCCGGCCGCGCCCGGACGCGGGGCCGCGCGGUGACAGGCGCGUCUCUGGUUGCCGAGCGACCGAGGAGCCGGCCGCAGACGCGCCCCGCAGCGCGCGCCGGGCCGCGGGCCUCCCAGCCCCGCCGCCUCGCCGCCCGCCUCCUCCCCGCGCGCUCGGCCCCGCCUUGCCUUCCCCUCCGGCCGUCCGCACCGGCAGCGCGGGCUCCGCUCUCCGGGUCUUUCUCGCGCCCGCGGCCGCCCCGGCGGCCGUUGCCCGGGCGCAGGCGGCCGCGGCCGAGGUCGCGGCCCCGCUGCCGAGGCCGAGCGCCGCUCGCGCGCCCCCGCGGCCGAGCGCGCAGGCGCAGACCCCGUAA
Molecule: messenger RNA, 1359 nt
Organism: Dipodomys spectabilis (banner-tailed kangaroo rat)
Lineage: Eukaryota; Metazoa; Chordata; Mammalia; Rodentia; Heteromyidae
Product: collagen alpha-1(I) chain-like
Exons: 1
Coding region: 1-1359 (452 amino acids)
Source: RefSeq, a predicted model, not a curated record